Messenger RNA from Botrytis cinerea B05.10, 1442 nucleotides. RefSeq lists its product as hypothetical. The coding region runs from base 206 to 937 and encodes 243 amino acids. Lineage: Eukaryota; Fungi; Ascomycota; Leotiomycetes; Helotiales; Sclerotiniaceae. Gene Ontology annotation, biological process: chromatin organization; negative regulation of transcription by RNA polymerase II. Gene Ontology annotation, cellular component: nucleus; pericentric heterochromatin. The record is from RefSeq and is a predicted model, not a curated record. The transcript has 7 exons. Gene Ontology annotation, molecular function: chromatin binding.
GAUUCGCGUCUCCUUCACAUUUCUAGCUAAUUACCUACACAACCCUUUCAAUAUUCACCACCUUCAAAGACUUGCGCAUUCAUUUUCAACUACUACAAGUCAAAUUCGUCGCCUGUUUCGUAAUUUUCUCCCUCUCAAUUGAGUUUCGAAACUGCCAGAAAAAGCUCAUAACCUAUUUGCGCAUAUUUAAAGCUCAGUCGCAACAAUGCCUCCUCAAAUUAGCGACGACGAGCGUUCCGUUUCCGAUGUUAGCGAACAAGAAUUUGAGAAGUCAGCCAAGGGAAAAGGAAAGAAACAGGAGUCAGAGCCUGCAGAAGAGUUAAAAGUCGAGUCAGAUGAAGAAGGCGAGGAGGAACAAGCAGAAGAUGAAUAUGUUGUUGAAAAGAUUUUGAAGCAUUCUUUUGACGAGGAAGGCGUCUUGAGGUUCCAGGUGAAAUGGGAAGGUUAUGAAAAGAAGUCAGAUAUGACAUGGGAGCCGGAAGAGAAUUUGGAAACUGCACAAGACAUUCUGAACAUGUAUCUCGAGACGGUUGGUGGUAAAGAAGAACUGAUAGAACAAUACAACAAAAAGAGAGCAGAGGCGGCAGAAGCAGCGGAAAAGAAGCAAACAAAGAAGCGUGGUCGUCCAAGCGCUGGCGUUAGUACCCCUCAAUCCAACGGAAAGAGGUCAAGAAAGAAUGGCCACCCCGCCUCAUCGACGCCGCCUGCAUCCCGAGAAGCGGUUCAGUUUAAACCACCACAAGGAAGUUGGGAAGAUGAAGUUGUUACGAUUGAAGCUAUGGAAGGACCUAACGCGGAAGUUAUUGUAUACUUGACAUGGAAGGGCGGAGCCAAGUCACAACACCCAUUACAUCAAGUAUACAAACGUUGCCCACAGAAGAUGCUCAGUUUCUACGAAAGACAUUUGGUUUUCAAAAAGACAGAGGAGGAAUCAUAAACUGGCCAUUCCAUAUUUGAAAACAAGCAAGGAAACUGGUUUUCGCAGAUUUCACAUUUUCCAGCCGAUCAACCUGGUUAUUCAUCUCCGAUUUUGUGUGGCAUCUCCACGCAAUCAACCUACCCUAGGCAUCCGCAAAAUUUCCGUAUCCUCAAAGCAUUUUCUUCCUGAAAACCCCCCAAGAAAUGGAGACCACGUCCAAAUAAGCCAUCUGUUCUCUACUUCAUAAUUUUUCUUUGAUUGGCACCUAAUGUGCACACGUGAUGGGAUUCUGCAUACUCAAACGUCAUUUCUGCAUUUAUCAUGGUUGUGGCUUGCAUUUACAUGUACCUUUUAGCAGGAGUUUGUGAUCAUGCUCGUCAGUAGCGUGGCUUCAGGUUACUCGAAUGAUACCGGAGGUGACCUUUGCACCUCUUUUGGCUUACGUCAUUUGACUUGGGUCACCACACUGUUAAUAGCACCGUUUGUAUUUUUAGAGAGCAAAAGAGAAUAAAUACGUGAUUCA